Molecule: messenger RNA, 1943 nt
Organism: Epinephelus lanceolatus (giant grouper)
Lineage: Eukaryota; Metazoa; Chordata; Actinopteri; Perciformes; Serranidae
Source: RefSeq, a predicted model, not a curated record
GAAGCAGAGAGGAAGAAACAAAAAAAAGAUGCAGUAAGACAGCCACAGGGAGGUCAUUAUGGUCUGUACAACCAGGGCGCCACAUGUUACCUCAACAGUGUCCUGCAAGUUCUCUUCAUGACACCAGAGAUCCAUGACAGGUUGAAUCCAAAAUCACAGGUCACAGAUGAAGAGCUGAGAAACCUCUUUAAAAGACUGAAAGAAACUACAUCUGGAACAGAAAAUAUCACAAAGAGUUUGAAGAUUAAAAACGUUUGUCAGCAACGUGAUGCAGCUGAAUGCCUGGAGAUGAUUUUACAGAAAGUCAGCCCACAGGCCUCUGAGGUUUUCAAAGGACAGCUGAGAUACACAACAAAAUGUACCGAAGGCCACAGCAUCAUUGAAGAGACUAAUCCAUUCUGGACUCUUCCUCUGUCACUAAAAGAUACCCAUGAUGAUAGAACCUACAGUGUGGGAGAAGGCUUUGAAAGAAUUUUCCAGCAGAAAUCAUUCAGUGGAGACAACAUGGUGUACUGCAACGAAUGUGAAGAGAAAACAGAAGCGACCACUGGAUGUGAGAUGGUGAUAUAUCCUCAGAUUCUGAUUCUUCUCCUCAAGAGAUUUGACUUUGACUACAGGACCAUGUCAUAUUUCAAAUCACACCGCUGUGUCGACGUGCCACGAACGUUACAGAGAAAGGACAAGGAGUACAAACUGUAUGGGAUGGUGCAUCACAACAGCAGUCUGAGAGGAGGACAUUACACAGCCACCAUCCUGUGCAGUGAGGACAAAACCUGGUAUGAGUUUAAUGACGCUCACGUCAGCAAGGUGAGGGGGACUUUACUUCCUCUACUCCAUUAGGGCUGUACACACUCAAAACAAACCAACAGAAAGAUUUGAAAUGAAAUGCUAAUUUGUUGACAGUGUUCAUUCUUUCAAUGAUGCAGGUUAAACUACAGCCAUUUGCAUAAACCUCAUCUUACAAGUAUGUUAAAUAUUAUCAAUAGUGAAUGAGAUUUAUUACAUUUUCCAGAAGUGUUGACUUGGUUUUGUCAUAUUUUUGUUGUUCUAUGCAAACAGUAACUUUAGAUUAUUGUUCACCAGGUCCCAGACUGCAUAUCUGCUCAUGUACAGAGGUAACAUUAAAUCAAUACACAGAGAAAUCAUGUCAAGAAGUGGAGGAGAAAGGGACACUGGAAAUGAAAAGAAGAGAAAAACAGGACAGAAUGAAGAAGAUGAUGUGCAGAUGAAAAGACAUGAGGCAUCAGGCCAUCAGGCUGGAGGAGAGAAGGAAUCAGAUGCUGCACCAAAGAGGGGACAAUGUUGCUCUAAAUUAAGAUCAUUUUUUAAGUGUUUAUGCUGUAUAAACUCAAGUGGGACAGAUGAUGCAGCUGAAAAGAAAAAAAAAUGUGUAAAAAAAAAAAGAGGGGGAGGGACAGAUGAGAAAAGACUCAUAGAAAAUUCAUUCCCAGGGUGAAGGAGAAGAGAGGAAGGCACAAUGUGAAAAGAAGUUAAACACUGAGGUUUGAUGUGAGACAGAGCUUAUUGAUGGUUUGAUCAACACAGAAGUGAAAAUGGGCAGCACGGGGGUGCAGUGGUUAGCUUAAAAAAAAAAUCAUAUAUAUCCAAUCUUGUGUAUAUACAUGUCGUAGCCAGCAGAGAGGUUGUGGUGACUUUUGAUGUGUUGUGAUAGUGAUCAGAGAACGUUUUAUUUUGUUUGAUCCUGAUGAUGUUUUUUCCUUUUAAAGACACAUCAGCUCUGAUUUGAUGAAUUUAAAACAUGCACCAACUUUGUAAAAUUUUAAACAUGAAUCAUACUUUGAUAACAAAGCUGUAUGUUGAACAUCUUCUUCUGUCAACCACAUUUAACCAGCGAAAUGUUGCAGCACUGAUCUAAAAGGAAAAACUAGGUUUCUAGAUGCUUUGUAAAUGUGAAUAAAGACAAUACAAAUUUUUACAAUGCA